This is a messenger RNA of Bolinopsis microptera, 2688 nucleotides long. Its product is annotated as leucine-rich repeat protein soc-2-like. The record is from RefSeq and is a predicted model, not a curated record. Gene Ontology annotation, molecular function: protein binding. Bases 36 to 2084 code for a protein of 682 amino acids. The transcript has 16 exons. NCBI's taxonomy places the organism in Eukaryota, Metazoa, Ctenophora, Tentaculata, Lobata, Bolinopsidae. Gene Ontology annotation, biological process: signal transduction.
UUACAUUAAUGUAAAUACUGAUAACUUAUAGAGAUAUGGGUAGUGGACAGAGCACACAGCCCAACUUUCAGAGGCGUUCCCAGCUGGAGGUGAAGGAUCACAUGGAACGGCUUCAGAGAAUUAGUGAUCUAAAAGUUAAACCCAUGGUCAAGGAUGGGGGCGUACUCGAACUAUCGAUGACACAGGUUGACAUGUUGUACAGAAUGAAGGAAACUCACAUAUUCGACAACUUUACAGUUCUCAAAAACGAUUUGUUACCUUACAGGAACCUGUCAUCUAGAAGUGUGCUUACUUCAACUAUGGGUAAAAUGCAGGUAUCAAUAAAGGAGCGUAGUGAUGGUAAGAUAGGCAUAGGUCUGGGGCUGAAGAAGUUAACAUCAAUUCCGGAGGAGAUAUGUUACAAUAGUGACAUGCAGCAGUGUACGUGGAUAGACCUGUCUAGGAACAAACUGGAAUCACUGGACAAUAUUGAACUACUGAUUCACCUACAGGAGGUUUACAUCGGUCGAGUAAUGGAACACGGUAAAUUGUACGGGAACACUUUCUCUCAGAUACCUAAUCAACUGUACCAGCUCCCCUUUCUCAAGAUUUUAGACAUGAGCGCGAACAGGCUGACAGAGCUACCUCCCGCAAUUGUGAACAUGCGGCACAUUGAGUGUUUGAGCGUCGCCAGGAACAAGCUCAAAGAGCUCCCCAAAGAGUUGGAGCAGUUGCGGUGCCUCAAGACCCUUUAUCUGGACGGAAACUUGCUGACAGAGCUGCCGGAGUUUCUGUCACGGUGUCACAGUAUCAGACGCCUAUCUGUGAGAAACAACAAGCUCACUAAAAUACCUGACGAGCUGCCGCUCAUGGAGGGACUGGAGAUACUGAACCUGCACGGUAACGAGCUGAUGGCACUGCCGGAGAACAUGGGCGAGUUUAUGAACCUGGUGAUCCUGAUCCUCAGUCAGAACAAGCUACGAGGACUACCUUCGUCUAUGGAGGCUAUAUCCACUCUGGAGGUGCUUGGACUUGAGAAGAACGCUUUUAAGUUUGUACCGACCUGCAUACACAAGAUACAGGGAUUAAGGAUGAUCAGUCUCAGCUUCAAUGAGAUCGAGGAGGUUGCUGAUGAUAUAGGACAGUUGAAGUACCUGGACAGGCUGUGGCUGGAGGGCAACAAGAUAGAUAACUUCCCUGAAGUGUUACCUUUAGCAGCUGAGCUAGACGAUCUACGAAUCGGAAGCAACGGGUUCGUUGGGUUGCCGGAUAGUAUUGGACAGUUGUAUGGAAUGAGAGAUCUCAGCAUCAACAAACUCGCACUCCACAAGCUGCCUGAAACCUUUGAGUGGCUUUACAACCUCCGAACACUGAACAUCAGCAACAACAACUUAUCCGUAUUUCCGGAGGAGAUAUUAAAGUUGAACUGUAUCCGGGAGUUGCAGUGUUCCGGUAACGGACUCAAGUGGAUCCCAGACAAGAUCUGUGACCUUACAAACCUGCAGGUGCUGAAUCUGAGAGAGAACAGUCUGAGAGAACUUCCCGCCAGGUUCUCAACCCUCAGUAACCUCCUCAUAGUGGACCUGUCACAUAACCAGUUUAGAGACUUGCCCCUCUCUCUGUGUGAAACUGUGUCCCUCCAGUACAUCGACAUAUCAGACUGUCACAUCUCCUCCAUCCCUAGUGACAUUGGCAAACUUAGAAACGUUCAGAGUCUGAUAUUGAACAGGAACACGUUUGAUAAACUACCCACCACUAUCUACGGGAUGGUCAAUUUGUCCGAGUUCAGGUUUGCUGAUAACGGAGUAUCUGCUCUGCCAGCGGAGAUUGUCCGACUUUCCAAGAUUUCCAUUAUUGAGUGUACCAACAAUCCCAUGGAGGACCCUAAUAAUACUAUAAUAGGUGCCGGCAUGAAAUCUAUCCGAGAGUAUUUUCUGAGAAAAUAUUUUAGUAUACAUAAAGGAAAACAUACUCUUCAAGUAGUUGAUGUAGUAGCUGUUGGAACUACAGGGGGCUCUCUUAAUCUUGUGAAGACCCCUGGUUGUGCUGAAGAUAGAUGCAGGUAUGAGUUGCAUCAGAGAGUACUUCCAGAGAAAGCUUUUUAGUGUUCAAGAAGGAAAACCAGCGUUCCACAUGGACGUUAGCGCUAUACGAGCAGCUGUUGGUACAUUGUAACCAUGUCAACACACUCGUCACUAUAGCAACACGCGCGUUACUAUAGCAACACACACGCGUUACUAUAACAACACACACGCGUUACUAUAGCAACACACGCGUUACUUUAGCAACACACGCGUUACUAUAGCAAAAGUCUUUUUGUAGUUUAAGAAAGCGGAACAGCAUUUUUGUAUUGCUAUUAUGCUAAUAACUUUUAUAGUGAAUCUUGUAAGGAAAAGAGUUUUUAACAAUUAGUAUUUUGAUAUUUUUUAGAAUUGAAAAAUUAUACAAAAAUGAUACACAAAAUCGACCUGGAACUAUUUCAAAUACAAAUUUCUUAACGGAAUAUUAUACCACACAGUUGUAUUAAAGAACGCAAUAAUUUGCCUAAGAGUAAGAAUAGUCAUAUCAAUUAUCAUUUAAAUUAGCAAUUUGUGCACUGAAAAUUACUUUUUCGUGUGAUGAUAGGAUGGAAAGAUUGGUACGGGUAAAAUCUUGGUUGUACUUGUAAUACCCAUUUUGUUAUAUGUAUACAUUUUGUGCGUACUGUGC